This is a messenger RNA of Saprolegnia parasitica CBS 223.65, 156 nucleotides long. RefSeq lists its product as hypothetical. The annotation marks the transcript as partial. The record is from RefSeq and is a predicted model, not a curated record. Lineage: Eukaryota; Oomycota; Saprolegniomycetes; Saprolegniales; Saprolegniaceae. The transcript has a single exon.
AUGGCUCUGAAGCACGACGACGCGGCCGUGGCCGACGCGCCGGCCAUUGACGUCGCCCGCGACCGGUUCCCGUUCUGCAUCGUGUGGUCGCCGCUGCCGGUCAUCACGUGGUUCCUCCCGUUCAUCGGGCACAUGGGCAUCGGUGACUCGCACGGC